GGCCGCCCGGUGCGUGGGCGACAGGGGCCGCGCACGGAGUCGCCGCCUGUGCCGGUGUCCCCCUCUUGGUAGAGACUGGCGUGGGGAUGCCGGGCCGCCCGGCCCCAUCCUCACGCGCGGCGUGGGGAGGAGGCCGGCGAGGCCCCGCGCGAGCCGACGGGGUCAGGGCAGAAGAAACAAAGUUCCCGGGGCUCUCCGAGGCCGCUGUUGGGGGGGCCUAUCUGGCAGUCCUCCACCCCGCCUCGCGAAGGCAAUGGCUUCCAAACUCCUGCGCGCGGUCAUCCUUGGGCCCCCCGGCUCGGGUAAGGGCACCGUGUGCCAGAGGAUCGCCCAGAACUUCGGCCUCCAGCAUCUCUCCAGCGGCCACUUCCUGCGGGAGAACAUCAAGGCCAACACGGAUAUAUAUGAAGUGAAAGUCCACAGCAAGGCAAGGGGAUAUGGAGCUGAGGGGACAGAAGAAGUUGGUGAUAUGGCAAAGCAGUACAUAGAGAAAGGCCUUUUGGUUCCAGAUCAUGUGAUCACACGCCUGAUGAUGUCGGAGCUGGAGAGCAGGCGUGGCCAGCACUGGCUACUGGAUGGUUUUCCUAGGACAUUAAUUCAGGCUGAAGCCCUGGACAAAAUGUGUGACCUGGAUCUAGUGAUCACUUUGAACAUUCCAUUUGAAACACUCAAAGAUCGUCUCAGCCGACGUUGGAUUCACCCCCUGAGUGGAAGGGUGUACAACCUGGACUUCAAUCCACCUCAUGUACCAGGGAUUGAUGACAUCACUGGUGAACCAUUAGUCCAGCAGGAAGAUGAUAAACCUGAAGCAGUUGCUGCCAGGCUAAGACAGUACAAGGAUGUGGCAAAGCCAGUCAUUGAAUUAUACAAGAGCCGAGGAGUGCUCCACCAAUUUUCUGGGACAGAGACUAACAAAAUCUGGCCUUAUGUUUACUCGCUUUUCUCGAACAAGAUCACACCUAUUCAGUCCAAAGAAGCAUACUGAGACGGCCCAAUGGAAGAAUCAGGAAGAUACCGUCCUUUAUUCAGCUGACUGCAUCUGAAUUACAAGGAACUAGGCGAUGGUGACAGCAGUUGGUCCACCUGAUACUGGAGGUCAUCUGUUAACACAGGAAUCUGACAAUAUAUCCAUCUUCUUGUCUGCUUCUUGGUCAUCCAGUUCAUACCGGUUUUUCUGUCCUUUCAGCCCCAGAAGUUCUCUCUUCUACUUCUCCACCCUGUUCAUGGACACAGAAACCCUUCUUCAGGCCUAGGACUCAUUUUGCUGCGCCUGUUCCCCACAAGGGCACUGGAAUGUCUGAGAAACUGUCUAUCUCAGGAUGCUGCCUCAAAGACAGACUGCUGAGCCCCUCCCUUUAGAAUCCUCCAAAAUGUAUAUUUUCACCAUUUUCUUUCAGUCUCCCUGCUCUCCACCUUCCAGGGGAAUGUCAAAGGGUAGGAAAGUCACAAGUAGUCAGUCUCUGUCCUCAAAUCCUCCACCUUUCUUAUUUAUUGUGUUUUUCCAAAGGCUUUGUGUGUCAAUAUAUAUAAUAGGAUUCAUCCUCAUUCCAAGGGUUUUAGAACCAAAGCCAGUGGAAACCCUCACAGCCCCUAUACUUCUUUUUUCUCUUCCUUCUCCCGCUGUGUCAACAAGCACAGAAGAGCCAAGCUGUUUGACUUGGAGAGUUGCAACAAGGGAGGAAUUUGGUUAAUAUUUCUAAAUAUUUUCUUGUUAUUUUUUAAAUUCAUAUUUAUUCAUAUGUGGACAUAUAGGAGAAAGGCCUAGAAAAGUAUAUAUCAAAUAGUUAAUAGUGUCUGCUUCUGGGGAAGGCUAUGAAAAGUGGAGAGAUGCAAUCCUGCCAUGUGCCUGGAAGAGCUUGACAUUUAUGAACGCAUAAAUGACUCCACAAACUCCAGACUAGAGGUUCAGAAAAAGUGGCAUGUACAGGAUUCUCCUCCUCCUCUUCCUUGCUUGUUGACUGUUUACAGAGAGUGCAUGACAUUUCUCUUUCAUGUCCUCCAAACUGGGGACUAAGAAGUAGUAGAUUCAUCAAACAAGUUUCUGAUCUGUAUUUCAUUUCCAGUUAUACAUUUAGUGAACCCCAAAGUCCUAUUUUCUCUCUGUUGUUUCAAACUUCUGUGUUGAAUUUUUGUCACCAAAUCUGCUAAAGAGUAGUAAAGUAAACUGAUACAAUUCUCUUUGACCUGAUUGAUCCUCUUUUGGUUCAAGUUUAAACAGGGAAAUGUAAAAUGAAGGAAGUGGGAAAGUAAAGGGUCAGGAUCUAGUAGACCACAUAGUCCCAGAACAAGACUCCCACAAACAUCGGUGGAAAGGGAAGCAGAUCCACGUAUAUUGAGCAAGGUCAUACCUGUUUGAUCAUAUAAAAACCUCUAUUCUUGGCCUUGGGUGCUUCAGUGACUUAGAUGGAAGUAAAAUUACAUUGAUUAGAUUUACAGCUUGGACAGAUCACUUUCUGGAUUCAAGAAUCAAGAUUUCAAAAGACCUUGAGUCUAGAUCAAAACAACAAAAUGCAAUUUAAUGGAAAUGAAUGCCAAAUCCUACAUUUAGGUUUAAAAAAUUUGGUUGCACAAGUAUAGCAUGGGAGGAACUUGGCUUCAUCACAAUUGUUAUGAAAAAAAUUAAGAUUUUAGGUGACUCUACACUAGCCCAACCUGAUGUUAAAAAGCCCUCAACAUCCCCAAAAAACAACUGAUACUACUUUAGCUCCAAUAGUAGAAAUGAAGUAUUCUGUAUAGAUUAAUGAAGGUCAUCAUAUCAUUGUACUCAGCAUUAGAAAUAUUUCCAGAUAUAAUGUUAGUGAAAAAUAUGAAAAUAUGUAACUAUGAUACUAUAUAUGUAAAAAAUGUGCAUGUGUGUGUGUGUGUGUAUGUAUGUGUAUA
This is a messenger RNA of Manis javanica (Malayan pangolin), 2880 nucleotides long. Lineage: Eukaryota; Metazoa; Chordata; Mammalia; Pholidota; Manidae. The record is from RefSeq and is a predicted model, not a curated record.